AUGUUAGUGAUUGAUGCUAGGGAGCGGAUUGGGAUAGUUGGGUUUAGGGACUUCGAGUGUAUUAAUGACGGGUUGAGAGAGGAGUGGGAAAAAGGCUUGGAAGGAGAGACUUGGAAUAGUGAUAGAUGGAGAAAUGAGAGAAUACGCAUUCGUGGCGGCGCGAGAUACUGGUCUGUUGAUUUUGAUUCCGGAGCUCUGAAAUUCUGA
Messenger RNA from Sclerotinia sclerotiorum 1980 UF-70, 207 nucleotides. RefSeq lists its product with no specific name. The record is from RefSeq and is a predicted model, not a curated record. The coding region runs from base 1 to 207 and encodes 68 amino acids. The transcript is spliced from 3 exons. Lineage: Eukaryota; Fungi; Ascomycota; Leotiomycetes; Helotiales; Sclerotiniaceae.